UUGAUUUUUCAGCUAUUUUGUUUGCUGUCGAAACCCGAUCAUUAUUUCGAAGAUAAUUUUAUUGAUCACCCAAUCACUGCUUCAUAUUUGCGACGCAAAUUUGCUCCUCAAACUGUUGCGCUGCAUUCUGAAGAGCUGGCUUCAUUACUUAAGGCUGAUCACUUGUGCCUGCAAAAUGCAAAUGCGAAUCGAAGUAUUAUAUGUGUAUCAUUAUGCGGUAAGGUUUGUUGGAUGAAUGAUGCGGAACCUGUAGAUUUGCGUGCUUUGUUAGACGAAGGUUUUGAUGAAAAUGAAAAUCUCGAAGUUGUCACAUCGGAUUGUGCUAAACGAAAUGAUAGUGAUGAUAUCAGUUUUCUUGUCACCUGUUGGGUAUUGUUUGAUCAUUUGUGGUUGCCGAAGCGCUACUUUGCUGUGAUAUUCAAAGCUAUUGACAAUCAAAGAUUUGUUUUAUGCCAUAAACUAGAACUUGACAAUGUACCUUCAUUUACUCGAGUGACAGCUGAAGCAGCUAUCGCUGAUAACCGUCACUGCUGGCUUAUAUUUACUGCUUCACGUGCUGCUCGUUUAUUUGUCGUGCAGCCCGUAUCGCUUGCAGUUGAAGAAAUUGAGUCAGUUGGAGAUAUUUAUCCCGGUCUUGAUCUCGGGGACUUACCCGGCUCUGCAAUAAGGUCAAAUUGCCUUCAAACGCCAUCAUAUCGAUGGUCUGUGUUAGGUUUUGAUACUGGAUAUGUAAUUGCUACGGCACUGUCAAUGAAGACGAACUUUAUAAAAGACAGGAGUAAGUUGAAAUUUUCUGGAGCUGUAUCAGUUUUAUUUAUUUUGGAACAUGCUGGAAGAGAAGAUAAAAUUUCUGUAUUAGUAUCAUCUACGCUUGGACCGGCAACUAUUUGGACACUGUCUCAAAUCUCUGAUGAAAGUCAUUUCAACUGGGAAAUGAUAAGUGUGCUAGAAGAUAGCUGUGGUCAUGAUGCUAUUGUCUGCUUUGCUGCAAAUGAUGAACUGGUUGCCAUUGGAACAUACAGGGGUGACAUUUUAAUGUACGAACGCAUUGAUCUCGUGUCUGGCGAGCCUAGCAUAACUUCACGUUCAAUUAACCAUCUGCAUGUGCCAGUGAUAUCAUUAACUUUUUUAAAAUCUGAUACCUUGGCUGUUUUGACUACUAAAGGUUUACAUCUGUUAGAAAAUGUAUCAGACGACAAGCCUGUCUUUGCGCUAUAA
Messenger RNA from Thelazia callipaeda (thelaziosis nematode), 1218 nucleotides. The record is from the annotation of a GenBank genome assembly. NCBI's taxonomy places the organism in Eukaryota, Metazoa, Nematoda, Chromadorea, Rhabditida, Thelaziidae.